GUGGCUACAGUGAACGCACCCAAAUCCCGUUUCAGGAACUCCGUUCACCUCCGUACUCUCUUCAACCACGUGGACCUCAAAAGAAGGCAGAGACUCUAAUCAUUCCAACAUACCUAUCUUCUAAUCCACUGUCGUUGUGUAGCUGCAUUCAAGGAUGGCGUUGUCAGUACCCAAGUCUGGGCUCUCCACGAUGAUGAAGGACGGAGCAAAGCACUUCCAUGGACUAGAAGAGGCCAUCUAUAGGAAUAUCCAGGCAUGCAAGGAGCUCUCAGUGGUGACCAAGUCAUCUUACGGGCCUAAUGGUAUGAACAAGAUGGUCAUCAAUCAUCUAGAGAAGCUUUUUGUAACCAACGAUGCCGCUACCGUGCUCAAGGAGCUUGAGGUACAACACCCUGCCGCCAAGAUGAUUGUCAUGGCAACUCAAACUAUGGAGCAGGAGGUUGGUGACGGGACUAACUUUGUUCUGGUCUUGUGUGGAGCUUUGCUGACUCAUGCUGAAGAGCUGCUUAGAAUGGGGCUCUCCCCAGCGGAGGUCAUCGAUGGCUACGAAAUGGCCCUUCUUAAGUCACUAGAGGUCUUACCAUCUCUAGAGUGCAGCAAGGCGUCUAAUCUAAGAGACAAGAAGGAGGUUGUCAAGGCAUUAAAAACGUCCAUAGCUAGCAUGCAGUACGGCAAUGAGGACUUCCUAGCCGGACUGGUGGCUGAAGCUUGUGUGAAUGCCCUGCCUCUGAAUGCCACCAACUUCAACGUGGACAACGUUAGAAUUGCCAAGAUAAUCGGAGCCGGUGUACUCAGAUCUAAAGUCAUGAAAGGCAUGGUGUUCAGGAGGGAAGUUGAAGGAACUUUGAAUAGAAUGACGAACGCCAAGGUAGCCGUCUACACCUGUCCGUUUGACUCUAUGGCAACAGAGACGAAGGGCACUGUCCUGCUGAAGACAGCCAAUGAACUGCUUGAUUUUAGCAAGACAGAGGAGGAUCUUAUAGAGGGGCAAGUGAAGGCGCUAUCUGAGGCCGGCUGUAAUGUCGUGGUGGCCGGGGGAAAGUUCGGAGAAAUGGCACUACAUUUUCUCAACAAAUACAACAUCAUGGCGGUCAGACUGCUCUCAAAGUUUGAUCUAUCUCGGCUGUGCAAGAGCAUAGGAGCUACUGCCCUCCCUAAGAUGGUUCCUCCGACGUCUGGGGAGACAGGUCACUGCGAUGUUGUCGAAGUGCAGGAGAUUGGGGACACUAAUGUCAUUGUGUUUAGGCAGGAAAAGGAAGAAAGUCGUAUCUCCACGAUUGUUGUGCGUGGCUCCACACAGAACAUCAUGGACAACUUAGAGAGAGCUCUCGAUGAUGGCAUCAACACUUUCAAGGCUCUCACACGAGAUGCUCGCUUUGUACCAGGAGCUGGUGCCACGGAGAUAGAACUGGCCAAACAGCUCACCUCUUACGGAGAGACCUGUCCUGGUUUGGAGCAGUAUGCUAUCAAGAAGUUUGCGGAGAGUUUGGAGUCUUUGCCUCGAGCACUGGCAGAAAAUGCCGGAGUCAAAGCAACAGAAGUGGUAAGCAAGCUGUAUGCAGCCCACCAGGCUGGAGAUAAGAAUGCUGGAGUGGACAUUGAGGGAGAUGGGGCGGCUGUCAAGGAUAUGGCAGCUGCUGGUGUGUGGGAUCUCUAUGUAGCCAAGUGGUGGGGACUCAAGCUCUCCACCACAGCUGCCAACACUGUUCUCAGAGUGGACCAGAUUAUCAUGGCCAAGCAAGCCGGAGGACCCAAACCAAAGCAAAACAAAAACUGGGACGAUGAUUAAGCUAUAAGCUCUUAGUACCCUAUUAUCAAUUAUGGUUUAUUGCACAUGCAGUUUUAGUCGAUAUAAAUAUGCUUAAUGAA
This is a messenger RNA of Halichondria panicea, 1869 nucleotides long. RefSeq names its product T-complex protein 1 subunit theta-like. The record is from RefSeq and is a predicted model, not a curated record. Gene Ontology annotation, molecular function: ATP binding; ATP-dependent protein folding chaperone; ATP hydrolysis activity. The transcript is spliced from 13 exons. Gene Ontology annotation, biological process: protein folding. Lineage: Eukaryota; Metazoa; Porifera; Demospongiae; Suberitida; Halichondriidae. The coding region runs from base 155 to 1789 and encodes 544 amino acids. Gene Ontology annotation, cellular component: chaperonin-containing T-complex.